AUGUGUCGGAGGAAACACAGUACAACUGGCGACCGUGUCACACGGGAGUUGGUAGAGCGUGAUGGGACAAGGACAUCCCGGAUGGCCAAACCCUCCCCUAACCCAGAAGACCCUGGGCCAAUGUGUCGGAGGAAACACAGUCCAACUGGCGACCGUGUAACACGGGAGUUGGUAGAGCAUGAUGGGACAAGGACAUCCCGGAUGGCCAAACCCUCCCCUAACCCAGAAGACCCUGGGCCAAUGUGUCGGAGGAAACACAGUCCAACUGGCGACCGUGUCACACGGGAGUUGGUAGAGCAUGAUGGGACAAGGACAUCCCGGACGGCCAAACCCUCCCCUAACCCAGAAGACCCUGGGCCAAUGUGUCGGAGGAAACACAGUCCAACUGGCGACCGUGUCACACGGGAGUUGAUCACUCCCUACUACCUGCCUCAGGUCCCUCCCUACUACCUGCCCCAGGUCACUCCCUACUACCUGCCCCAGAUCACUCCCUACUAUCUGUCCCAGAUCACUCCCUACUACCUGCCCCAGAUCAUUCCCUACUGCCUGCCCCAGGUCCCUCCCUACUACCUGCCCCAGGUCCCUCCCUACUACCUACCCCAGGUCCCUCCCUACUACCUGCCCCAGAUCACUCCCUACUGCCUGCCCCAGGUCCCUCCCUACUGCCUGCCCCAGGUCCCUCCCUACUACCUACCCCAGGUCCCUCCCUACUACCUGCCCCAGAUCACUCCCUACUGCCUGCCCCAGGUCCCUCCCUACUACCUGACCCAGGUCCCUCCCUACUACCUGCCCCAGGUCCCUCCCUACUCUCUGCCCCAGAUCACUCCCUACUGCCUGCCCCAGGUCCCUCCCUACUACCUGACCCAGGUCCCUCCCUACUACCUGCCCCAGGUCCCUCCCUACUCUCUGCCCCAGAUCCCCCUACUGCCUGCCCCAGAUCCCCCUACUGCCUGCCCCAGAUCCCCCUACUGCCUGUCCCAGAUCCCCCCUACUGCCUGCCCCAGAUCCCCCUACUGCCUGCCCCAGAUCUCCCCAUACUGCCUGCCCGAUAUCCCUCCACUGCCUGCCCCAGAUCCCUCCACUGCCCCAGAUCCCCCUACUGCCUGCCCCAGAUCUCCCCUACUGCCUGCCCCAGAUCCCUCCACUGCCUGCCCCAGAUCCCCCUACUGCCUGCCCCAUAUCCCUCCACUGCCUGCCCCAGAUCCCUCCACUGCCCCAGAUCCCCCUACUGCCUGCCCCAGAUCACUCCCUACUGCCUGCCCCAGAUCUCCCCCUACUGCCUGCCCCAUAUCCCUCCACUGCCUGCCCCAGAUCCCUCCACUGCCCCAGAUCCCCCUACUGCCUGCCCCAGAUCCCUCCACUGCCUGCCCCAGAUCCCUCCACUGCCUGCCCCAGAUCCCUCCACUGCCUGCCCCAGAUCCCCCUACUGCCUGCCCCAUAUCCCUCCACUGCCUGCCCCAGAUCCCUCCACUGCCCCAGAUCCCUCCACUGCCCCAGAUCCCCCUACUGCCUGCCCCAGAUCCCCCUACUGCCUGCCCCAGAUCUCCCCUACUGCCUGCCCCAUAUCCCUCCACUGCCUGCCCCAGAUCCCUCCACUGCCCCAGAUCCCCCUACUGCCUGCCCCAGAUCCCUCCACUGCCUGCCCCAGAUCCCUCCACUGCCCCAGAUCCCCCUACUGCCUGCCCCAGAUCCCUCCACUGCCUGCCCCAGAUCCCUCCACUGCCUGCACCAGAUCCCUCCACUGCCCCAGAUCUCCCCCUACUGCCUGCCCCAGAUCCCUCCACUGCCUGCCCCAGAUCCCCUACUGCCUGCCCCAUAUCCCUCCACUGCCUGCCCCAGAUCCCUCCACUGCCCCAGAUCCCUCCACUGCCCCAGAUCCCCCUACUGCCUGCCCCAGAUCACUCCCUACUGCCUGCCCCAGAUCUCCCCUACUGCCUGCCCCAUAUCCCUCCACUGCCUGCCCCAGAUCCCUCCACUGCCCCAGAUCCCCCGCUACUGCCUGCCCCAGAUCCCUCCACUGCCUGCCCCAGAUCCCUCCACUGCCUGCCCCAGAUCCCUCCACUGCCUGCCCCAGAUCCCCCCACUGCCUGCCCCAGAUCUCCCCUACUGCCUGCCCCAUAUCCCUCCACUGCCUGCCCCAGAUCCCUCCACUGCCCCAGAUCCCCCUACUGCCUGCCCCAGAUCCCUCCACUGCCUGCACCAGAUCCCUCCACUGCCUGUCCCAGAUCCCUCCACUGCCUGCCCCAGAUCCCCCACUGCCUGCCCCAGAUCCCUCCAAUGCCUGCCCCAGAUCCCCCCACUGCCUGCCCCAGAUCCCCCUACUGCCUGCCCCAGAUCCCUCCACUGCCUGCCCCAGACCCCUCCACUGCCUGCCCCAGAUCCCCCCACUGCCUGCCCCAGAUCCCCCCACUGCCUGCCCCAGAUCCCUCCACUGCCUGCCCCAGACCCCUCCACUGCCUGCCCCAGAUCCCUCCACUGCCCCAGAUCCCCCCACUGCCCCAGACCCCUCCACUGCCUGCCCCAGAUCCCUCCACUGCCCCAGAUCCCCCCACUGCCCCAGAUCCCCCCACUGCCUGCCCCAGAUCACUCCACUGCCUGCCCCAGAUCCCUCCACUUCCUGCCCCAGAUCCCCCACUUCCUGCCCCAGAUCCCCCCCACUGCCUGCCCCAUUGCAGCACCGAUGCACCGCGCCACCCAGCACCCGCCACACGGCCCGCCGGAGUCUCCAGCGACAACAGGAGGGACCAUAUUCCAAUUUCUGCUUCCUGUCAGCGGUGA
Molecule: messenger RNA, 2778 nt
Organism: Oncorhynchus nerka (sockeye salmon)
Lineage: Eukaryota; Metazoa; Chordata; Actinopteri; Salmoniformes; Salmonidae
Exons: 3
Coding region: 1-2778 (925 amino acids)
Source: RefSeq, a predicted model, not a curated record